Messenger RNA from Microtus oregoni (creeping vole), 1764 nucleotides. RefSeq names its product cyclin-dependent kinase 16-like. The coding region runs from base 7 to 1560 and encodes 517 amino acids. The record is from RefSeq and is a predicted model, not a curated record. Gene Ontology annotation, biological process: neuron projection development; exocytosis; protein phosphorylation. Gene Ontology annotation, molecular function: ATP binding; protein kinase activity. NCBI's taxonomy places the organism in Eukaryota, Metazoa, Chordata, Mammalia, Rodentia, Cricetidae. Gene Ontology annotation, cellular component: nucleus; cytoplasm; synaptic vesicle. The transcript has 15 exons.
GCGGCCAUGGACCGGAUGAAGAAGAUCAAGCGGCAGCUGUCCGUCACCCUCCGCGGGGGGCGGGGCCCAGACAAGAGCAGCAGAGCGGCCGCCGUGGAAGAGCCAAUCGGGGGCCGCGGGGGGCGGGGCCCAGACAGGAGCAAUGGAUCCGCCGAUGCCGCCAACGCCGAGCCGGAGGGAGGCAGGGACCCGGGGGCGGUGACCACCACCCCAUCCCGCGGGGUUCCUGGGGACCUGCACCCCGAUAGGGGCCCGCUCAGCUCCGCGCCAGAGAUCGUCCACGAGGACACCAAGAUGGAGUCGGACGGCGAGAGCGAACAGGCCUCCGCCACCUCCUCCGACGAGGUGCAGUCGCCCGUGAAAGUGCGCACGCGCAGCCACCAGCCGCGCAAGAUCUCCACCAAGGACAUCAACAAGCGCCUGUCGCUGCCCACCGACAUCCGGCUGCCCGAGGGCUACCUGGAGAAGCUGAUGCUCCACAGCCCCAUCUUCGACAAGCCGCUCAGCCGGCGCCUGCGCAGGGUCAGCCUGUCGGAGAUCGGCUUCGGGAAGCUGGAGACCCACAUCAAGCUGGACAAGCUGGGCGAGGGCACCUACGCCACUGUCUACAAAGGCCGGAGCAAGCUGACCGACAACCUGGUGGCGCUCAAGGAGAUCCGGCUGGAGCACGAGGAAGGCGCACCCUGCACGGCCAUACGGGAAGUGUCCCUGCUCAAGGACCUCAAGCACGCCAACAUCGUCACGCUCCACGACAUCAUCCACACCGACAAGUCCCUCACCCUCGUCUUCAAGUACCUGGACAAGGACCUGAAGCAGUACCUGGACGACUGCGGCAACGUCAUCAACGCGCACAACAUCAAGCUGUUCCUGUUCCAGCUGCUCCGCGGGCUGGCGUACUGUCACCGCCAGAAGGUGCUGCACCGCGACCUCAAGCCGCAGAACCUGCUGCUCAGCGAGUGCGGCGAGCUCAAGCUGGCCGACUUCGGCCUGGCACGAGCGAAGUCGAUCCCCACGAAGACGUACUCGCACGAGGUCGUGACCCUGUGGUACCGCCCCCCUGACGUGCUGCUGGGCGCCACCGAGUACUCGACACCGAUCGACCGCUGGGGCGUGGGCUGCAUCUUCUACGAGAUGGCCACCGGCCGCCCGCUGUUUCCCGGCUCCACCGUGGAGGAGCAGCUGCACUUCAUCUUCCGGGUGCUGGGCACGCCGACGGAGGAGACCUGGCCUGGCAUCCUCUCCAACGAGGAGUUUCGCACCCACAACUACCCCAAGUACCACGCGGAGGCGCUGCUCAGCCACGCGCCACGGCUCGACGGCGACGGCGCCGACCUCCUGUCCAAGCUGCUGCAGUUCGAGGGCCGACACCGGAUCUCCGCGGACGCCGCCAUGCGACACGACUUCUUCCUCAGCCUGGGCGAGCGGAUCCACCAGCUUCCCGACACCACGUCGAUAUUUGCACUAAAGGAGAUCCAGCUCCAGCAGGAGGCCGCCCUGCGCUCCGCGCCCGCGCCCGACUCAGGCCGCCCCGCGUUCUGGGUCAUGGACACCGAGUUCUAAUCUCAGCCGAGAACGAAGCCCCAGGUCCCGCCCCGCGCGCAGCGGAUGCAGGGGGAUGACACUCACUUCACCCCCGGGGCCUGGACUCGCACCCGCGGCCUCCCCGCUCGUCCCCGCCAUCCCCCUGCCUCCACCCCGACCUCCGACCCCCGACCCCUGACCCCCGACCCCCGUCUGUCUGCUGGGUGCUAACAGAGCUCUCGC